This is a messenger RNA of Drosophila innubila, 622 nucleotides long. It is a transcript of the gene mRpS6, whose product is annotated as probable 28S ribosomal protein S6, mitochondrial. Gene Ontology annotation, molecular function: small ribosomal subunit rRNA binding; structural constituent of ribosome. Gene Ontology annotation, cellular component: ribosome; mitochondrial small ribosomal subunit. Gene Ontology annotation, biological process: translation. Bases 128 to 571 code for a protein of 147 amino acids. NCBI's taxonomy places the organism in Eukaryota, Metazoa, Arthropoda, Insecta, Diptera, Drosophilidae. The record is from RefSeq and is a predicted model, not a curated record. The transcript is spliced from 2 exons.
CACGCUAUCCAGAUUAACCAAAACAAAUUCUGCAUUUGUGCCGAUUUGUGAUUUUUAAUUAAUUGAUAAUAGUAAAUUAAACAUAGCUGAGCAAUAAAAUUAUUAAUAUUAGUUAACACAAUCCAAUAUGCCUUCCUAUGAAUUAUCGUUGGUGCUGCGGCAGCUUCCACGGCCGGAACUGAUUUCUGUCAUUAAGCGAACAGCUGAGUCUAUUUUCAACAAAGGCGGCAUUAUCAGGAAGCUAGAAAACCUGGGAUCACGUCCGCUGCCCCACAAAGUGAGUGAGCAUGGUGUGGUUCAUCGGGAGGGUACGCACUUCAACAUUAUGUUUGAUACGGCGCCCACAAAGAUAUUGGAUCUCAAGGAAGAGUUUGGACGAGACAUCGAUAUUAUUCGGAGAAACAUUUACAAGGUGGAAGAAGCUGUAGAGUUCAAGUGCACGCUACAUGAUGAAAUGCUGCCCCCGGCUUAUCGCAAGGAUGUGCAGGAGAUAAUUGAUAUCGCGAAAAAGAAACAAAAGCCCAAAUACAAUUAUAACUCGGGACUCGACUAUUAUCCUUUCCAGAAGUAGUUCAACAAGAAAAGAAAAUAAAUGUUACGAGUUUAUAAAUACUUUUGUGAA